Messenger RNA from Neurospora hispaniola, 1500 nucleotides. RefSeq names its product voltage-dependent anion channel-domain-containing protein. The transcript has 5 exons. Gene Ontology annotation, molecular function: malate transmembrane transporter activity. The coding region runs from base 1 to 1500 and encodes 499 amino acids. Gene Ontology annotation, cellular component: membrane. Gene Ontology annotation, biological process: malate transmembrane transport. Lineage: Eukaryota; Fungi; Ascomycota; Sordariomycetes; Sordariales; Sordariaceae. The record is from RefSeq and is a predicted model, not a curated record.
AUGUCCGUACGACCGCCGGUAGCAGAGACCAUAUUUGACCUGAUCGUCUUCGUCGUCUCCCUGGUCAAUAUCUCCAACAACAGCAGGCAGCUGGAUCUCAUUGGCGCGCCUAACUACGUCGAACCGCUCUACCUGAUCUACCGCCUCACUACCACUACUACCACAUCCCCGUCUCCGGUCGUUUCCGGCUCCGAGCCUCCGGCCCCUCCACCCCGGAGCAUCUCGGCCCCAGAACCACAACAACCUCGACGAGAUGUAUCGUAUUUUUCCAGACCAACACUGGCUCCUCCGGUUCACAGCUACUGCGGUUAUGAAUCCCCGUCCGAACUUGAAGAUGGUUAUAUAACGCCGGACCCAACCCACCACCGGCCCGGAGCCACCUCCGAACCUUUCUGGGCGACCUCAUCGGCAUCCCGCCGUCAAAAAGGUGGUGGCAACAACAGCCCCAUGAAGGCGAGCAUGGAUGACAUACUCACCAAAGGGCGUAACUUGUCGAAGCGCAAAGUGAGCCUCAGGGAUCGCAUCACUUGUUAUCAGUGGACAUGGUUCACCAUGACUAUGGCCACCGGGGGUGUUGCCAAUGUUCUUCAUUCCAGACUAACGCUUCUGAUUAAGAUUGUCUCUGCCGGAACGAUCUUCAUCACCAUCUGCCAAUAUGGCAUCCCCAAUACGGGUCCUUGGCUGCUCAAAGCCAUGGAAAUAAUAUUCUGGAUCUACGUCGGUCUGAGUUUCAGCAUCAGUGCCUUUCUUUAUCUUCUUCUCUGGUCCACCACCGUCUUCCCCAUCCACACCAUGACGCCCGUCUGGGUAUUUCCCGCGUACCCGCUCCUCCUGACGGCCCCCUACGGCGCCAACCUGAUCGCCGCCGCCGUUAAAUCUGGCCACUUGACUCGGGCGGGCCAGUCUACCAUCAAUCCAAUCUCCAUUGCCCUCGCCUCUGUCGCCGUCCAGGGUACCGGCUUUCUGAUCUCCUUCAUGAUCUGCGCCGCCUUUCUUUACCGCCUGAUGACCCAGAAGUUACCGCGCGACUACCAACGACCCGGUGUUUUUAUUUCUAUCGGACCCGGCGCCUUCACCGCCGCGGGGCUGGUGCAGCUCGCCAACUCCGCCCCCGAUUUUUUUCCUACCGAGUUUCUGGGUACGCAGGGCGCUGUGGCCAUUUCCAUCCUGCGCAUGCUGGCUUACAUGGCGGGGAUCUGGCUCUGGGGCUUGAGUUGUUGGUUCUUCUUGGUGAGCGUCGGUUCGCUGUGGAAGUAUUUGAGACCGGAGAGAAAAAGCAAGCUGCAGUUCCAAAUGACCUGGUUCUCGUUUGUGUUUCCGAACACGGCGCUGGUGACGGCGACGGAGCAGUUGGGAAAGGCAUUUGAGAGCGAUGGGUUGAAGAUCUUGGGAUGUGUCUUGACGGGGUGUAUUAUAGUGGUGUGGAUUGUGGUGUUUUGGCGGAUGCUGGAAUGUAUUUGGAGGAGGGAGCUACUAUGGCCCAAGGAAGCGGAAGACUAG